UUCGUUCUCGCACUCGCUGUCUCUUCCUCUUACGCGGAAGCCUAAAAGCCUCUGCUUUCUCAAACCCCCAGUCCCCACACCCAAAAGCAGCAUGGGCGUUGGGUUUAAAACUUCAUCUCUCGCACUCGCUUUCUAUUCGUCUUACGCAGAAGUCGAAAAACCCCUGCUUUCUCAAACUCCCACACCCAAAACCUCUACGGAAGAAACAGCAGGCACCGUUUCAGGGUCGAAGAGAUAGAUACAUUGAAAAGAACCUGAAAAGUUUGAUAGCUCUGUGAAAAACCAAUUUUAUGCUAGCUUCUAAUGGCCGGCAGCUUUAUAGCUAGUCUGGGAUCCGAAACCCAAUCGGAAUCUCCGUCUACUUCGACGAAUGGACCUCUCUCUCUGUUUCACAGAAGAAUCGGUUUCCACCCUGCGAGAAAGCCCUUCAAGAGCUUUGGUAAUGGCGGCGGCGUUUCGGACCAACGUCGAUCGGGGUCUAGCGCGGGCCAAUGGGGAUUGGCUGGGAAGAAAGAUGGGUACGAGUUAUUGGAUAAUGGGUCAGAUCCUGAGCUCAGCUUCGGGAUUACUGUACGGAGAAUUGGUGCCGGUCUGAAAAAUCUCGGAAAUACUUGUUUCCUCAAUUCGGUGUUGCAGUGUCUAACAUACACAGAGCCUUUAGCAGCAUACCUGCAAAGUAGCAAGCAUCAAAAUUCUUGUCAUAUUGCUGGAUUUUGUGUUUUAUGUGCCAUCCAGAAACAUGUCAGCUGUGCUCUACAAUCAACUGGGAGAAUAUUAGCACCGAAUGAUUUUGUCAGGAACUUGCAAUGCAUAUCGCGGAAUUUCCGAAAAGCUAGACAGGAGGAUGCACAUGAGUACAUGGUAAAUUUACUGGAAUCAAUGCAUAAAUGCUGCUUACCUUCUGGAGUGCCUAGCGAAUCCCCUACUGCUUGUGAGAAUAGUUUGGUGUACAAGAUAUUUGGAGGUCGCCUCAGGAGUCAGGUUAAAUGCUUGCAAUGUUCUUAUUGCUCCAAUACAUUUGAUCCAUUCUUAGAUUUAAGUCUUGAAAUAGUCAAGGCAGAUUCCUUGAAUAAAGCACUUGCAAACUUCACUGCUGCGGAGCAGUUAGAUGGAGGAGAAAGGCAAUAUCAAUGCCAACAUUGCAAGCAGAAAGUUCGGGCUCUCAAACAGCUCACUGUCCACGAGGCACCAUAUGUCCUAACUGUUCAUUUGAAGCGGUUUCAUUCUCAUGAUCCCGGGCAAAAGAUUAAAAAGAAAGUUCAUUUUGGUUCUACAUUAGAUUUGAAACCCUUCGUCAGUGGUUCCUAUGAUGGAGAUCUGAAAUAUACUCUUUAUGGGGUUUUGGUACAUGAUGGUUGGAACACCCAUUAUGGACAUUAUUCUUGCUAUGUUCGCACUUCAAAUGGCCUUUGGUACCAUCUCAAUGACAAUCAGGUUGCCCCAGCCAGUGAGAAGAGAGUUCUAGAACAGCAAGCUUACAUGCUGUUUUAUGUUCGUGAUAGAAGGAAAUCCCCGACUGAUGUUGUUCAGAAAGAGAAUUUGAGAGGAAAUGCUAAUGGAAUAAGAACAUCUUCCACUUUCAACCAAGACUUAAAGGAGACAGUUAAAACUGGUCCAGUUGAGAAUCAGUUGAUUGGUGCAACCUCUGCUACUGUGGUUACUCGAAAAGAUGCAUCAAACAUUUGUCCACCAAGGACACCCCUUGUCAAGGAAGCAUCAGUACAAAAAAACGAUUGCCUGAUAAUAACAGAAUGCUCAGUGCUGGGAAAGGGUUCUGUAUCAGAACCUCUCUUAGAGGCACCGUUAUUAAACACUCCACUGGAAGUGCUUCCUGCUACUGACCUAAAUUCUAGAGAAUUCUUGUCAAUAUCAGCUCCAUCUGGUAAUGGUGCUUCUGACAUUGGAAAGACAGCUGAAGGCAUUAUUAAUGAUCACAAAGCAAGUGGAAGUUCAAGUAGAGCCUCAGUUUCAACAUCACCUAACUUCAGUGAUCCCCAAAGCUCUUCUACUGCUAAACUUGUUACAGAUGAGACCUGUCAGAAGGUUGGGAAUACACCCAAUGAAGGCGCUGUUUGUAAUUUGCGGGUUGAGGAUGCUGGUGAUAGGGUUAAGGAAAUACCACGUAAUGAGUCAGUAAAAUUAUCCAGCUCAUCAAUCAAGGCAAAUGGAUUACAGACAGAAGCUCAUAACUGCAAGCAUGACAGAAAAUUGAAAAAGAAGCUCCUGAAGUACCAGGCGGUGAGUGUGCAGCUUAACUCACACUUCCUCUUCCGUGCAUCUUUAAGUUUGUGGAAAAAGAAAAAACACAAGAGAAACAAACAUGUGAGGAAUCUUAGCAGGGCAAACUUAUUGGACACAGAUUCUACCUCAACAGAUCUGGGGCCAUCUACAUCUGAGAGUACCAGGACAAUUACCUUCUUAGCUCAACGUCUGAGAAAAGGGACUAAGUCUGGUUCAGAAAGAGGAGCUAAUAAUGCUGCUACAUUGGAUUUAAUGACCUCUAGUGGCGAUUGCUUUAUGGAAAAUGUUAUAGAUGGUGAGUUUAGACAUAAAAUUGAUCAGUGUGGAACUGUACUGGCAACUGAUAAACAAUUAGGAAAGAGCUCCUUUUUAGAUAAGCGGGAAUCAGGAAGAUCGGAUGGUCCAAAAGAUGGGAAAAGAAAAGUAGUGCAGAAUGGUUUGAUGAGCAUGCUUACCCGAGGUCUGGAGGAGACAGUUGUUGCUUGUUGGGAUGGUAUAGAGUUACCUCCAUCUCAAAUUGUGGCAUCAAAUGGUAUUGAAAGUAUCGGCAUUGGAUACAUGCCAGAUGAAUGGGAUGAAGAAUAUGACAGGGGAAGGAGAAAAAAGGUUAGGCAGUCUAAGCUUAGUUUUGGCGGACCAAAUCCUUUCCAAGAAACUGCGACCAAGAAAUCCCAAACAAAGAAGGCUAAGUUGGACCGAUCUAGCUCCGGAAAUGAGCCAUUCAGGAUAUGAAGAAACUAGAUUGACAUCAAUUAAGUGUAAGCUUACCUUUUUGUUUCUUGUAACAAUUGGAGUAUUGUUAAGGUGAAAAUUCAAGAGGGAGAGUGCUAGAGUUGAUCGUAUCUUCUUUGCCGGAAUUGUCUGUUAAAGGAGGGAGUGUUGUGGGGGGAUUUGUAUUUGACUUAGUCCGCUUGUAACAUUUCUCAUGUUGGAAGAUUAUUACCUGAAGCAA
Messenger RNA from Juglans microcarpa x Juglans regia, 3193 nucleotides. Its product is annotated as ubiquitin carboxyl-terminal hydrolase 23-like. Gene Ontology annotation, cellular component: cytosol; nucleus. Gene Ontology annotation, molecular function: cysteine-type deubiquitinase activity; cysteine-type endopeptidase activity. The transcript is spliced from 10 exons. The record is from RefSeq and is a predicted model, not a curated record. Lineage: Eukaryota; Viridiplantae; Streptophyta; Magnoliopsida; Fagales; Juglandaceae. Gene Ontology annotation, biological process: protein deubiquitination. The coding region runs from base 304 to 2973 and encodes 889 amino acids.